CCCACCAUUUCGAGCUCAUCAUCCCUACCAAGCUGCAUUGGCUGUUUUGUUUGUAGCAUGGGAGGAGGAGCCACCAACUUACCUCCAGGCUUCCACUUCUUCCCCUCGGACGAAGAGCUCGUCGUCCAUUUCCUCCGUCGCAAGGUUUCUCUCCUUCCAUGCCACCCCGACAUCAUCCCCACAUUGCUUCCACACCGCUACAAUCCAUGGGAGCUGAAUGGCAAGGCACUGCAGGCUGGGAACCAGUGGUACUUCUUCUGCCAUCUAACACAAAGUAGGGCCUCGUCCAGUGGGCACUGGAACCCCAUUGGAGCUGAUGAAACAGUGAGGAGCGGCGGUCGCAGCGUUGGCCUGAAGAAAACGCUGCUGUUCUCCAUCGGAGAGCCCUCUGAAGGUGUCAGGACCAACUGGAUCAUGCAUGAGUACCACCUACUGGAUGGAGACUGCAUCAAUGGUGGCAGCAGCAACUCUACCGGCUCAAGCUCCAACAGAAAGUCUCAUAGGAAGAGAGGCCACUCAAGCAUGGAGUCCAACAGCUGGGUGCUGUGCCGGGUGUUCGAAUCAAGCUGCGGUUCACAAGUGAGCUUCCAUGGUGAGGGCACCGAGCUCUCGUGCUUAGAUGAGGUGUUUUUGUCGCUAGAUGACUACGACGAAGUAAGUUUGCCGAAUAAAUAGAGCCUUGCUUUGCUAGCUAGCUAGCUAGUCAGUACUCGGUAGAGCUGGCAUGCAUUAGGUCCUAUGCCUGUCAAACCAUUUGAUUAGCUAUGGUAUUAUGCUGGUGGUGAUGUCUGCAUAAGCUGUUGCUUAUGAACAAUCAAAUGGUCUGGGAGGCAUUGAACCCAACCCAGUCCAUCCUAGAUAUAAUUACCAUGUAAUUAGUUAUCCCCCAAGGAGUAUGCUGGGCCUGUGUCAGAUAACUGUGGCAUAUGUGUGAGAGGCACAAGUCUCUUAUGAAAAAAGAUCAGGUUUUUUUUUUCCUAUCUCUCUAGCAUCUGGUGGUCUAGUUUGGCUCAUGAAGCAUUCAAAAUUUUGAUAUAACCAAGCUAUCAAAGCAAGCUUAAUUGUGGCAUAUACAAAUGUAGAAAUAUAGCUACUUGUAAGCUUGUGUAGUUGCUUGCUACAUCAAACUAUCUUUGCACUGAUAUUGGACAAGGACAAUUGUGUUGUAUCCACAGAGGAAAAAUAAAGGGAAAACAUGGCCAUCUAUGCUGUCAAUUAAUGGAAAUCAUGUAUGCUUUGUGUGGAACUCGUUCUCAGAUGAACUCAUCAAACUUGCCAACCCAGUUAUCAUGUUGGUGGGCCCUGAUUGAUGC
Oryza brachyantha (malo sina) is the source of this 1313-nucleotide messenger RNA. Its product is annotated as NAC domain-containing protein 104-like. Gene Ontology annotation, molecular function: DNA binding. Gene Ontology annotation, biological process: system development; regulation of DNA-templated transcription. The coding region runs from base 58 to 675 and encodes 205 amino acids. Lineage: Eukaryota; Viridiplantae; Streptophyta; Magnoliopsida; Poales; Poaceae. The transcript has 3 exons. The record is from RefSeq and is a predicted model, not a curated record.